Molecule: messenger RNA, 5600 nt
Organism: Gossypium raimondii (Peruvian cotton)
Lineage: Eukaryota; Viridiplantae; Streptophyta; Magnoliopsida; Malvales; Malvaceae
Product: putative 1-phosphatidylinositol-3-phosphate 5-kinase FAB1D
Exons: 14
Coding region: 325-5358 (1677 amino acids)
Biological process (GO): phosphatidylinositol phosphate biosynthetic process
Cellular component (GO): endosome membrane
Molecular function (GO): ATP binding; 1-phosphatidylinositol-3-phosphate 5-kinase activity
Source: RefSeq, a predicted model, not a curated record
CAAUCCUUCUCUUUUUCGAGGACUCAUUUUUAUCGUAUUCUUUGCUUUUUAUUUUUUGUUUUCUGAAGAAAAAAAUCCUUGCUUUCUGGGUAGAGAAAAGAAAAGAAAAGAAACCCAUUAAACAAGUUUACAUUAUGAUUGGGAUUGGAUUAGUGGUCAUCAUACCCAAAUCUUUGUUCUUUGGAUUGCUUUAACAGAAGCACGGAUAUGCAUAAUACGAUACAGAUACAACACCGCAUGAGCUUUUGCAAAAUUAGGACACCCAAACUUGGACAGUCCCAUAAGUUUAUGUGAUUGAGUUGGUUGGAGUUCUUAUUUCACCAGAUGUAUAGCAUGUGUCAUUACUGUGGUGCUGAAAUUACAAAGACCAGUGAAGACAAAAGGAAACUGGAGAAUGGUAAUGCUUUAAUCUCUUGUAGUGGAGACCCAAUUCGGUCGUGUAAAUUAUGUUGGGAAAGGCAAGGAAGAGAAUUUGUAAAACGAGAUGGUAUUACUCCAUAUUCAACGCCAAUGAUCAGUCCAACUUCUUCAUUGUCUAGCAGUGAUCGUUCAUAUUCCAGCUGCAGUGAUUUUUCUGUUGAUGUAAUAAACUCAUACGAUCGGGUUGAGGGUGACCAAGAGUUUGGUUCAAAAAAUAGUCAUGGGGAUCUCAAUUGUCUGCCAAAUGGACGAAACCCGUGCUCAGAAGGCCUUGGGAAGAGACUUGAUAGCUCAAAUCUGAUGUCUGAAAGCGACUUGAGAGAUAAGAAAGAUAGCAAUGAUAUGGACAUAGUUAGAGAUGGUGAGAUAACACAAACUAGUAAUGAACAACAAGCAAAAGAAAAUGUUAUCGAAAAUUCUGCUAGACCCUUUGUCAAAGAGAGUGGAGUUUCUCAAGUUAUUAAUGGUGAAAUAGAUAAUCAAAUUUGGGAACCUCCAGAACCUGAAGAUCCAGAGGACGACUUGGAGAAUUCUCUGGCUUAUGAUGACGAUGAUGACGAAGAUGAUGAAUGUGGAGAUGGCACAAAAUGGGGAAAACCAAGUUCCUUGAGUCAUACAGAUGUGGGCAAUGGACGCUACAGGUUUAAAGAGGAAAAAGAAAGGGCAAUUAAAGAGGUGAUAGAUGGGAAGUUCAAAGCCAUUGUCAGUCAACUUCUUAAAUCUGUGGGUGUUGCCUGUUCUGUGAGUGACAAUGAUAGUUGGGUGGAUAUAGUUACUUCUUUAUCUUUGGAAGCUGCACUUUUCUUGAAGCCUGAUGCUAUUGAUGGCAAUGCAAUGGGUCCAGAUGGAUAUGUGAAAGUGAAAUGCAUUGCAACUGGUUCUCGCAGUCAAAGCCAAUUAAUCAAGGGCUUGGUCUUCAAAAAGCGUGCUGCUCAUAAGCACAUGCAAACUAAGUUCAGGAAUCCAAGGCUGUUAUUAAUUCAGGGAGCCCUUGGUCAAUCUUCUAGUGGGUUGUCUUCAUUAGAUUCACUAGAUGAGGAAAAAGGUCAUAUGAAAUCUCUAAGCGAGAUGAUAGAUAUGUGUCAUCCGAAUGUGAUAUUGGUGGAGAAAACUGUUUCACGUGAUGUUCAAGAGAGUGUUCUUGCCAAAGGAAUCACACUGGUGUUUGACAUGAAGCAACAUCGUCUCAAGAGAGUUGCGUGCUGCACUGGCUCAUCAAUCAUACCGUCCGAUCAUUUGAUUGGUCAAAAGCUAAAGCAGAAUGACUCCUAUAAGCAGUGCGACUCCUUCCAUAUAGAAAAGUUUGUUGAAGAACAUGCUUGCUCUGGUGAAGGGGGAAAACGACCAAGUAAAACAUUGAUGUUUCUUGAGGGCUGUCCCAAACAUCUUUGUUGCACUAUUUUGCUGAAAGGAAGCCAUUCUGAAGAACUGAAAAAGAUUAAGUGUGUUGUGCAAUAUGCUGUUGUCAUGGCAUAUCAUUUAAUCCUUGAAACUUCUUUCCUUAUUGAUCAAAAGGCAAUGUUCUCUACGAUUCCUCUAACUGGAAUAGCAGAUGUGUUGCCAGCUGAUCAUGAAUCCCAUGCCUUAGAAAUUUGCAACAUGAAUGCUACUUGUCUUGAUGAGUCUACUGCUGAAACUGGUUCACAUGAAAUUGACAUUCCCAUUUCCAGUGGAUUGCAUGAAGAAGGUUACCAUGUAAAUGGUGAUCAAAUUCUGAAGUCAGGAUUAGGCGAUAGUUCUGCUUUACCAGGCAUUUUGUCUGGGUUGUCAUCCAUUUCUGUCUCUCUGAAGAAAGUAAUCGGAAGCAAUUUUCCUCUUGCAUCCACUGCUCCUCAUCGGUCAUUGUCUACAUAUUUAGGGUUAAAUGGGGUGGAAUCUGAGCUCACAGAAGCAGUUCCUGCAAUGAAAAGUUUUGAGGGCUCAGAGCAACUUGAUGUGGAAUCUAAAUCUGGUCCUGAUCAAGAGAAAUCCCUUGAUGAUGGACAACCUCAAUCUUUUCCCGCUUCCUCUGAAGCACUACUUAACUUGAAUGCUGGUGGUGAUAAUAAUGAAGAGAAAAUGCAAAAUAAGGAGAGCAUCAACACAAUGUUGGAUGCACAAAGUAUUUUGGUUCUUAUGUCUUGCCGAAAUGCCUUAAAGGGGACUAUAUGUGAGCAAAGCCAUUUUAGCCAUAUAAUGUUCUACAGGAAUUUUGAUGUUCCUCUUGGGAAGUUCCUUCGAGAUAAUUUACUCAAUCAGAGAAGCCAAUGUUCUAUAUGCGGUGAACUCCCAGAAGCUCACUUCUACUAUUAUGCACAUCAUAAUAAGCAGCUAACAAUACAAGUUAAACGGCUUCCUAAGCAUUUACCUGGGGAAGCUGAGGGAAAACUCUGGAUGUGGAGUCGCUGUGGCAAGUGUCAAACUGAGAAUGGAAUGUCAAAAUCUACGAAAAGAGUGCUAAUUUCAACUGCUGCACGUUUUCUCUCAUUUGGAAAGUUCUUGGAGCUCAGCUUUUCUGAACACAAUACAUCCUGUGGAUUAUCCAGCUGUGGCCAUUCUCCACACAAGGAUUUUCUAUAUUUCUUUGGGUUAGGCCCUAUGGUUGCAAUGUUUAGUUUUUCUUCAGUUACCACUUAUACUGUGUCCAUGCCUCCACAACAGCUGGAGUUUAGCAGGUCAAUCAGACCAGAUUGGCUGAAGGAAGAAUCCGAGAAUGUUUACACAAAAGGAAUGGUAAUGUUCAGAGAGGUUGCAACCUUUUUGGUUCAGAUAAGGUCUCAGUUUGCGGGUUCAACCUUAAACCUUAAAGAUUCCUUAAAAGUAUUCUCUGAUGUUGAAGAGAUGCUGGAACUGGAAGCUUCUGAAUUUGAGCUAAACAUCCAGAAUGCUGUUGCAAAUAAUGGGAAUGCAAACUUGGGUUCUCACAAACUCCUCAGCUUGAACAGACUAAGGUGGGACCUUCUUCUGGAAGCAUGCAUUUGGGAUCGACGCCUGCAUUCUCUGCUGUUGCCUGAUCCGACAGUAGUAGUUGCUGGUGCCAACAACAAAGCAGUGGUGGAGCAACUGAAGUUGCAUACUGAUAGUGCUGAUGGAGAGGACAAUGGUAGAGAAAGCAAACCUAUAGAUGGUGAUAAAGGUUCUGAAAAUACUGGAAAUAUGAAAACUUAUUCAGGUUCUUUGGUUGGAGGUAAUGAAUUUCCUGGUGAUGAAUUAUCUUCAAAUGUUCCUGUUAAAAAAUCUGAAGGAUGUGACAGCAUACAAGGGAGUUCUACUGAGGUUGAAAACAUUGAAAAGCCAAAAGUAGAUGCUGUUACGAAAUCAUCCAAACCAGAGUCCGUUGUGGCACAUGAUAUUUCUGUUUGUUCCCAUUUUGGUGAUGAGAACUAUCAAGCAGAGGAUGCACCUAUAUCAGGUCCUUUACAAGUGGAUAGAACAAUCCCAAUUUCCACUGAUCUUGAUGACAAUGAUUCUAUGAUUGAUUCAAAUGAAUCAAAGAUUCAUGGAUCUCCGCAUUCCUUACUAUCCAGUUUAGAAAAUGUAAAUGGAUGGUUCUGGAUGCCUUUUUCUGAAAUCAGACAGAUAUACAUGAAGGACCUUCAAAGAGGAAAUGUCCCCAAGUUUGAAUCCAUUAGUAGUUAUACUCCAUCACAAAUACCCACAGGCUGUCAAUUAAUCAGGGAGGAAGCAUCAAGGCUACGCAUACCUCUAGGAACUAAUGAUUAUAUUGUAUCAGAUUAUAAAGGUGAACUCUCGAGUAUAAUUGCUUGUGCAUUGGCAUUGCUGAAAGAUCUGCCUGCUGGAACUGAAGUGUCCAAUGAGGAUGGGAGGAGAGAUAGACUAGUUGAAAGUUUACGAAGCCUAAGUCGUGUUCCUACUUUAACAUCCCUGCAUUGGUCGUCCAGUGGUUCCUCUGAUUCAGAGUCUGUCUCUAGUCUGAGUAUUUCUUCAGAAGAGUCGCGCUUCUCCAGUUUUGAUGGGUUAAGCUUGUUGGAUUCUCUAGUUCCUCCUGAUGCGCAUAACAUAGAGGUUUCUCUAGGGGUUUCAAAAUCACUUGGGAAGGGUAAAUACUCGGUAUUUUGUUUAUAUGCUAACCAGUUCCGUGAUCUUCGAGAGCGGUGCUGCCCUUCAGAGCUUGAUUAUAUUGCUUCCCUUAGCCGAUGCAGAAAUUGGGAUGCCAAAGGAGGGAAGAGCAAGUCCUUUUUUGCUAAAACACUUGAUGAUAGGUUUAUUAUAAAAGAAAUCAAGAAGACAGAAUAUGAAUCAUUUGAGAAGUUUGCUUUACAUUAUUUCAAGUACAUGAACCAAUCAUUUGAGUCUGGAAGCCAAACUUGCCUUGCUAAAGUUCUUGGGAUUUAUCAGGUAAUAGUAAGACAGCCUAAAACAGGGAAAGAGACAAGACAUGAUCUUAUGGUGAUGGAGAAUCUUACCUUUGGUAGAAAUAUUACUCGCCAGUAUGAUCUUAAAGGGGCCUUGCAUGCUCGAUUCAAUUCAGCUGCUGAGGGUUCUGGAGAUGUUCUUUUGGAUCAGAACUUUGUCAAUGACAUGAAUUCCUCUCCAUUAUAUGUUAGUAAUCAAGCCAAGCGUCUCUUGCAACGGGCUGUAUGGAAUGACACAACUUUCCUCAAUUCAAUCAAUGUAAUGGAUUAUUCUUUACUUGUUGGGGUGGAUACGGAGCGGCGGGAGCUUGUAUGUGGGAUCAUUGAUUAUCUCAGGCAGUAUACUUGGGACAAACAACUGGAGACAUGGGUUAAGUCUUCAUUGGUUGUUCCUAAGAAUUUGUUGCCAACUGUGAUUUCUCCCAAGGAAUAUAAGAAAAGACUCAGAAAGUUCAUGUCAACUUACUUUUUGAGUGUCCCUGAUCACUGGUGUUCACAGGGAUCCUCUGACCCUUGCCAACUGUGUGGCACUCCAAAUGAUGCCUGGUCUCAACCCAAGUCCCUAAAUGGUAUUUCUGCCUAGUUCUCGUAUUCCUUGUUUCACAUUUUUUAUUUGAAUUAGCCCUCAUUUUUUAUAGCCAGUUGAAAAAUGCUGUGUAUAUAUAUAUACCCAACCCCAUUAUAAUGCAAUUUUUAGCAAAUUUGUGGGGAUAGUUUCAACUAGCAUUCAUCUUAUGUUCAUAAUUUUGUAUGGUCGAGUGAGAAUGUAAAGACCCGAGGUUAUUGGAAGAUUGAUAAUGUAAAAUCAAUUUAAAGUUUCAGCUA